AUUUAACUUCUUUUUCAUUAGAAUGUCGUUUUAAAGGAAUUAUAGAAUGUCAUUUAACUCCAAUUUGCAAUUAUGGGGGUUUUAAUGUAUUUGUUUGUGCUGUAUUUUGGUAUUAUAACCCAAAUCAACCACUGUUUUAGCAAUAGCAUGAUCAUGACAUGCUUGCCCAAGAAACAUGGUACACUAUUCAUAUUUGGAGAUUCUCUAUUUGAUAAUGGAAACAACAACUACAUCAAUACAACCACAGAUUAUCAAGCUAAUUAUCCUCCUUAUGGACAAACUUUCUUCAAAUAUCCUUCCGGCAGGUUUUCCGACGGACGCAUGAUACCAGAUAUUGUUGCUGAAUAUGCCGGGUUGCCAUUGCUUCCACCAUAUUUGCAUCCAGGUCACCCUGAAUAUGUCUAUGGAGUUAAUUUUGCAUCAGGAGGAUCUGGUGCACUCUCACAAACAUCUCAAGAAAGUGUGAUAGACUUGAAUACUCAGUUGAGUUAUUUAAGAAAGGUGAAGAAAUUAUUCAGGGAGAAACUUGGACAUGAAAAAACAGAGGAAUUGAUGUUCAAAUCUGUGUACUUGUUUAGUGUUGGAAGCAAUGAUUAUGGUACUCUUGUUGAUCCAAACUCAGGUGUUGUUCUACCUGUUGAUCAUCAACAAUUUGUUGAUAAUGUCAUUGAAAACCUCUCAAAUGUCAUCAAAGAAAUUUAUGAGCUAGGUGGAAGGAAAUUUGGGUUGGUUAAUGUAGGCCCUAUAGGUUGCUCUCCAAGCAUAAGAAUAUUGGUAAGAAAAUAUGAAUGCUUAGAAGAAAUUUCAGCAGUGGCAAAACUACACAAUAAGAAACUCACAGAAAUGGUUCAGAAGCUAGAGAAUCAGCUAAAGGGGUUCAUAUAUUCAGUCACUGAUUUCUAUAGUGCACUUUCUCAAGUGUUGAAAUACCCUUCAAAAUAUGGGUUCAAAGAAGCAAGUAGAGCAUGUUGUGGUAGUGGGCCUUAUAGAGGAGAAGACAGUUGUGGAGGAAAGAAAGGGAUAAAAGAAUAUGAGUUAUGUGAAAAUGUGAGUGAACAUGUGUUCUUUGACUCUCAUCAUCCUACCGAUAAAGCGAAUCAGCAUUUUGCCAGAUUGAUUUGGAAUGGAAAUGGAAAUGUCACAUGGCCUUACAAUCUAAAACAACUUUUUGAAAUUUGAGUCUUGUAACAAAACAAAACAGUGUUUUCUUGUUUUGAUUCCCUUUCAAAAUAAAAUGUAUCUAAUAUGAACAAUUGAAAUUUCGGCAA
This is a messenger RNA of Lathyrus oleraceus (garden pea), 1268 nucleotides long. RefSeq names its product GDSL esterase/lipase 1. Lineage: Eukaryota; Viridiplantae; Streptophyta; Magnoliopsida; Fabales; Fabaceae. The transcript has 5 exons. The record is from RefSeq and is a predicted model, not a curated record. Gene Ontology annotation, molecular function: lipase activity. The coding region runs from base 73 to 1179 and encodes 368 amino acids.